CUUUGAUACUCAAGAUUUUGGUGGAUUUAUUUUCUCUGACCAGCUGUUGGAAAUAUCUGCUCGUUUACCAAUCACAUCACAUCUACGGACUGGGCCAGCAAAGAAAUGAUUUCAAGCUGGACAUGAACUGGAAGAAAAUCACUCUUUUCAACCAUGAUCAGCAUCCAAAAACUGGAACCAACCUGUAUGGCAGCCACCCAUUCUACCUGGCUAUGGAAGAAUCAGGUGACAGCAGUGGAGUGAUGCUUCUCAACAGUAAUGCAAUGGAUAUUGAUUUGACUCCUGCUCCUGGCAUCACGUAUCGUACUAUUGGGGGUCUUCUGGACUUCUACAUCUUUCUGGGCCCUUCACCUUCAGAUGUGAUCAGACAGUUCACUUCACUUGUGGGGCGCCCUUUCCUACCCCCUUACUGGAGCUUGGGCUUCCACCUCUCCAGUCAAGGAUACGAACAGGCCACGCAUGAUUGUAGCAACACCACCCUCAGCAGUCUGGUGGACACUCAAUGGAAUGAUCGAGAUUACAUGAAAAACAAUAAUGAUUUCACUUAUGACAAUGAAAGUUUCAACGGACUACCAGACUUCGUUGAUAUGCUUCACAAGGUGUGGAACAAGAAAUACACAGUUUAUGUCGACUUCUUCAAGAGAUCUGCUGUGGAUUACUGGUUAACACAGUUACGUCGUCUACAUGAAAUAUUUGCUUUUGAUGGAACUGGGCUUGACAUGAAUGACCCAACCAACUUCCUGAAUGAUUCCGGGAGGAGUUGUCCCAAUGUAUCACUAGAAUACCCCCAUUCACGCCCGCCAUAG
Messenger RNA from Homalodisca vitripennis (glassy-winged sharpshooter), 806 nucleotides. RefSeq names its product lysosomal alpha-glucosidase-like. Gene Ontology annotation, biological process: carbohydrate metabolic process. The record is from RefSeq and is a predicted model, not a curated record. The annotation marks the transcript as partial. The transcript has 7 exons. Gene Ontology annotation, molecular function: alpha-1,4-glucosidase activity; carbohydrate binding. NCBI's taxonomy places the organism in Eukaryota, Metazoa, Arthropoda, Insecta, Hemiptera, Cicadellidae.